GAUGUGGAGGAGGUCUGUGUGAGACAGGGUGGGCGGCGAAGGAGCGAUGCUGCCGAUGUGCUUCGCAACCGCAUCAACAAUGAAAUGCCGGCCCCGGAUGCAUCUGUUCCUGGUGAACUUUUGGGUCGUGAAGGAGCCCAAGAGAGGCGAACAUUUCAAAAAAUUCGGAGAAUUCAGAAGAUUGCCCGUGGCACGGCUGAAAAUGAGCGGAAUGUGGAAUCAGCUAUGUUCCAAGUCAAACCUUCCAAGUUGGUUGUUCCGACCAGAGACGAACCGCUGUCGAUGUUUGAUCCGGCCACCUGGGGCAUGUCGUUUCCGGAUUUGUUUCCAUGGGGUGAUGGCUUGCCUUUUUUGAAGCGUGAAGCCAACAUGGAUGCAACAGAAGUGUUUCGAUAUUUGUUGCUUCGGGAAGAACUGCAUUACAGUGAGGGUGAUGCCUUGUUGCCAAGAUGGUCGCUUUCAGAGCUUCCAGUGAUGUACGACGUGCAGCGUCGAUUGCAGUUGAUGCGUGCGACGAAAGCGCAUGUGAUGCGUCGUGGCUUUGGCAAACAUUGUCGUGUUAUUUCUGAAGUCAACACGGACCAAUUGCUCAAGGCAAUGGCAUUGCAUGGAGACAAUGCGGACCUCGGGGAGUUGCUGCGAGAUCCGCAGGUGGAUGUGGCCUUGAAGCGAGCAUUGGGAGGAGUGCUUCAGGCAACUUCGAGCAUCAUUGGCAUGGAAGGGCACCGCAGCCAGAUCCGGUUGCGUGGACAUGCGGCUGGGUGGCAUUAUGGUUCUGCGCAUCUGUUCAUCACUCCCAACAUCGCAGAUAUGCGCUCGUCCUUGCUACUUCAAUUGCACCUGCAGAAUGUCAAAGUGGAAGAGUGCAAAAUUGAUUUGGACUGGGAGGCGGAGAUGCCCGAAUUGCCCAGCGCAGCUGCUAUGCGACGGAUUGUCGCGAGCGAUCCCGUCGCUCAAGCGCGUUGCUUUGCCUUGAUGAUGGAUUUGUUCUGUGAGGAAGGGUUGGGCAUUCUUCCACCUUUGACCAAGGGAAGUUUUCGGGUUGGCGUGGCAGCAACCUUCGAAGAUGGCAUUGCGAGUUCCCUGCAAGGAGGUGUUUUCGGUGAUAUUGUGGCGUUGAACGGCCCGUUGGAGACUCAGGGUCGUGGUUCUUUGCACCCCCACAUGCUUAUUAUCUUGCUGGGACACGACCUGGGAGAUCGCUUGCGGAAACUGAUUCAUCGGGUGCAGCAUGGUGAGUUGGUCGUUGAGUUGCAGCGGUGGAGUCGUCGUGUUUUGGAGGCUGUGCAGCGUUUUCAGUAUGAUUCUCAAUUGGCCUUGUCGGAGCAGUUGAGCAGUCCGACACAGCCACUGCCUCUGAAUGAACGUCAGCGAUCAGAAUGUGGUCACCAGUAUGAAUCCGCGCCUUUGGUGCCUACGGAGCCGGAUGGACACGAAUUGGAAGCCUUGAAGUUGGGCGGAUCCGUGGCUGGCAAGGUUUUGACAUUGACCGGAUGCUAUGCUUCUUUGCGACCCAAGUAUCUGCGACGCAGUGAACGUUCUGCGGGAGAUGGUCUUGAGUGGAAGAAAAAAUUCUGUGAGGAUUACAGACGUUUGGUGAUCCAGAAAGCCGUGAAAGGCAAAUGUGGGUGUCGCUUUGGUUGCUUUCACGUUGAAAUGAUUCUGGGCAAGGAGGACAAGCCGAAAGUGUUAUGUCGGAAAGGUUGGCCUCGAGUUGCGAAAGCAGGUUUUUCUCGGUUGCAAUAUGAGACAGUAGAUUUGAAGGAGGUUGAAGAGUUCAAAAACGAAAACCCGCAUGUGUUUCAAGCUCGGCGUGAUCACCCUUUUGAAGGGAUGUCGAACCCGGUGGCGCAAGCAGUGAUGCGAUGCAAUGUGGAUGUCAAGUACAUUGGACGCAAUUUUUCAGAAGCAGACCUUUUGAAGUUUUGUGAUGGGAGCAUAGACCAGGAGCCUGGAGUCGAAGUUCCUCCUGCUUCUGCAUCUUCUCUGUUGGAACUGUCCGGGAGUGGAUUGCAGGAGAUGGAACUUCAACGCCCGGCGCUUGGUUCGUCUUCGGAUGCUAUAUCGGGUGCUGAUGCCUCACAUGCAGAGCAACCUGUGUCGACUGAGUUGGAUGCUUCGGAUCCGCCGCCGAAGAAGCAAUGCAUGGGUCGUGUUUUGGACACGGAGCAUAAGAAGAUGCAGACGAUGAGAAAGGCGCUUGAUCGCAUUCUGGUGGACCUUGCAAGAGAUAUGAUGAAUGUUGGUUUUUACACUGGUGAGUAUGCUGCGAAGAAGUUUGAAAUUUCGCGGAGUAUGUUACCUGAAUUGUAUGCAGGACUGCUCACUUUGGGGCGGUCGAAACGGAAACUUUUGACGGCAUUUUUUCUUACCGACUUCGUGUUGCAGUAUUUUGUGCAAAUGUCCUUAGUAAAGUAA
This is a messenger RNA of Cladocopium goreaui, 2418 nucleotides long. Lineage: Eukaryota; Dinophyceae; Suessiales; Symbiodiniaceae. The record is from the annotation of a GenBank genome assembly.